AUGUCGCGCUUGAAGUUCAUCAACUAUCCUCCUAUUGCUCCCGGCUCGCAGAGAGUUGGCCCGCACAAAGGAACCUUGGUCGUCAAUAUUGCACAAGGCUUCGAAGCUAUCACAGGAGGUAUCUGCUCCGGCACUACACACCGCGUACAGGGACCUACCUCCGCGAGCCGUUACAGUAUCCCUUUCUUCUUUGCGGUCCCCCUCAGCCUUACGCUCAAAGAACUCAAGCAGUCCACUGCGGAGAUCGUCGCCCAGAUUCCAGCAUCCGAUGAUAGAAAGAAGAGAGCGCUAGACGUUCCGAGCGAGUUUAUAUCCCCCGCCUACUCCUGUUAUGGAGAGGCUCAACUACGCAACCGAAUCAUUAGCCACCCAGACGUCGGGCAGAAGUGGUACCCUGAGCUUUACGAAAAGUACCUGGGGCAAGGGAGAAUGCCCAAUAAUGUCAGGGCUGAUGUCGUUGAAGCUAAUACCAAUGCGGUCUGUGUCUAA
Exophiala xenobiotica is the source of this 489-nucleotide messenger RNA. RefSeq lists its product as uncharacterized. The transcript has 4 exons. The record is from RefSeq and is a predicted model, not a curated record. NCBI's taxonomy places the organism in Eukaryota, Fungi, Ascomycota, Eurotiomycetes, Chaetothyriales, Herpotrichiellaceae. Bases 1 to 489 code for a protein of 162 amino acids.